Notodromas monacha is the source of this 1278-nucleotide messenger RNA. NCBI's taxonomy places the organism in Eukaryota, Metazoa, Arthropoda, Ostracoda, Podocopida, Cyprididae. The record is from the annotation of a GenBank genome assembly.
AUGAGAGACCACCAGCGCCCUGCUCCAAAACGUGGCGUGCUUCUGGUUGGGGGGUCCUUGACCCGAGCCAGGAACACGCCACCGACUGGUACCAGGGCGACGGGGAAUUUUUAUCAUCAUGAUGAGGGAAUUUGCUCAGCCUUAUCUCUAAAAGACUUUGACCGCAAUUUCCGUUUCCCUGGUAACCGAACUUUGGCCCCACAGGGAAACCCUCAACCAUGGCAGCAGCAACAAAUACAACAACAAGAGACAUCAAGUGGCAGGGCUGUUCCCUUGUCUUUCCUGCAAUACCCUCCCGAAAGAGUGCAGCAACAGGAAAUGCACUGGUGCAAUAUUCCUUCUCAAACAUUUGAUACAAGACCGCGGAGUCAAUGGGGAAGUCAUGAACCUGUCCAUGACUUGAGUCAUCAUCAGGUUCAGACCAGGAAGGCCUUGAAAAAUAAAAGCACAUCACCAAGAAGUUGUCUUGUUGCGCAGUCAUUGGCACAAAGACCUCAGAGAACCAGUUACUCUCCUCCUUCACAGACCUUGCAAACGUUGCAAGACUGCGCUGACGCAGUGUUACCAACCGCGUCAUACGGAGCAUCAUCUGAUCAACGACAGACUCCAUCACCCGGACGCAAAAGAACCAAUAGCACCAAUGAAGCCGAGCACAAGAAACGAAUGGAACAUAACGAAGACUUCGAGGCCCUGCAAAGGCUCAUCCCGGCUUUGAACCAGACAAACAACCCCAGGAUUUCAAAAGCAAGAAGUCUCGAGGCAGCCGCAGAACACCUGAAAACGCUCAAGUCUCAAACGGACGCAUACGCGGAAGAAAUUCGAUCCUUGAAAUCUCAAAUUGAAUCUUUGACUGGAGAAAUUGACUCUUUCCAGAGUCAGCUUCCUGCCACAGGAGCACCCAUUUCCCAGUAUAAGACAAACAAGGUACGCGACUACUACAAGGACCAUGUGAAACAGCAAACCCUGAAAAGCUGGAAAUUCUGGAUGUUCUCUAAAAUUGUCGGGGAACACAUGGCCAAGACCUUCAACGAAAGCGUUACCAACGCAACGUCGAAUAACCUGAGCGCCAGGACAAUGGAAUGGGCUGAGAAGCAUUGUAACCUAGUUGCCAUGCGAUCAGGUGCACUCGGUGCAUUGCGGAAGCUGGGCACGGAAACCAGCGUCCUCAGCAACCCGGAGCUGCUCAAAGAAGAAGCCGUGAAAGCAGUGCUGGAGGUUGAACUAGCCUCACCAGCAACAUUAUCACCCACUGCCGAAGAACUCAUGGAACCCCCCAUU